AUGGCGACGCGUGUAGUUCCAGGACGCAGCUUCACCGCUCGAGGCGUUCUGGCCGGCCUCGCAGUGGGAACCAUCAUCUGCUUUUCCAACAUGUAUUUUGGCUUACAAACAGGAUGGGUCUCUAUCAUGUCCAUGCCGGCGAGUCUUAUGGGCUUUGGCAUCUUCAGGCUCCUUGCUCCGCACCUGAGGUUUCCCUUCUCCCCAGUCGAAAAUGUUCUGCUGCAGAGUGUGGCUUGUGGCAUGGCCAUCAUGCCACUAGGAUGUGGAUUUGUUGGCGUUAUCCCGGCCUUGAAUUAUCUCCUGGCUGCCAACGAGCAGGGGCCGAUUGAUCUGAGCACAUGGCAACUCAUAGUCUGGUCUUUAGGGCUUUGCUACUUUGGUGUUGUCUUUGCUGUCCCUUUACGCAAGCAAGUCAUCAUUCGUGAGCGCCUCAAAUUCCCUAGUGGAUUCAGUACUGCCGUCCUGAUCUCGGUCCUGCAUGGCCGAGGUCGUCAAACCACAAAAGAUGAACUUGACGCGGCCGCCAAGGGCGGGUUUGCCAGCCUUGUUCCUCCUGAUGAGCCAUCUCAGUCAGAUACCCCCAGGCCAGCUGAUACAGAUCGAGAGCACCAAUACGACGCUGAAAAUGACCCGUCAGAUCAAGGAGAUUGGGCAGCCAACAUCAAGUUGUUGCUGUUGUGUUUUGGUGGCUCUGGACUCUACACACUCGCUACCUACUUCUUCCCCAUACUGCGCAAUCUGCCCAUUUUCGGCCCAACCGCGGCUCAUAUGUGGCUAUGGACGUUCAACCCUAGCUUUGCCUACAUUGGCCAAGGAAUCAUCAUGGGCACAGAGACAACCCUGCACAUGCUGCUUGGUGCUGUCGUGGGCUGGGGAGUCCUUAGUCCCCUUGCCAAGUUCUAUGGGUGGGCGCCGGGUGAUGUGAACGACUGGGAGCAUGGUAGCAAGGGAUGGAUCAUAUGGAUCUCUUUGGCAAUAAUGUUGGCGGAUGCCAUCGUGAGUCUUGCUUACGUAGGCCUUCGCGGAAUCCUUACCAGUCAGAAAGCCGCUAGCCUUGUCUCCUCUUUACGAUAUCGAGUGAAAGAACAUGGCGUCUUUGGGUUCUGGAAACCCCUCAGCCAUGUUCAUUCGCCACUUCUUUAUGUCGGUACGCCAGGUCGCAUUGAGCGGCAUGAUGACUACCUCGAAGACGACGGGGUGGAGUCAGAAGAUGCCCCCCCACACCAGCGUAUUGGUGGUCGUAUGGUUUCAAUUGGCCUUCUUGCAUCGAUUGCGCUCUGCGUACUUACGAUUCAUAUAGUAUUCGGAGAUCUCGUACCUCUCUACGCCACAACUAUCGCCGUCCUUAUGGCCCUGGUACUAAGUAUCAUGGGAGUCAGGGCGCUGGGCGAAACCGAUCUAAAUCCUGUAUCUGGGAUUAGCAAACUGGCACAAUUGUUCUUCGCACUUAUCAUUCCACAAUCACAUAAGUCUAGUGUUUUGAUCAAUCUAAUUGCUGGAGCCGUGUCCGAGGCCGGUGCUUUACAAGCCGGCGAUCUAAUGCAAGACCUCAAGACUGGUCACCUCCUAGGAGCGGCGCCAAAAGCCCAGUUCUGGGGCCAAGUCAUCGGAGCAACAGUGGGUUCUAUUCUGAGCGCCUUUAUCUAUCGCAUUUAUACAAAGGUCUACACAAUUCCUGGUGAUCUCUUCCAAGUACCGACUGCCUACGUCUGGAUCUUCACCGCAAGACUUGUCACAGGCUCUGGGUUGCCAGAUCGGGCUAAGGAAUGGGCUAUCGGAGCUGCCGUUUUAUUCGCAUUCGUCACCAUCAUCAGAACACUUGCUAUUGGCAAGAAAUGGCGACCUCUGAUUCCAGGCGGCAUUGCCGUUGCUGUUGGCAUGUAUAAUGUCCCAUCCUUUACGCUAGCUCGGACUGUAGGUGGUCUGUUCGCAUGGUACUGGGUCCAUAUAUCGAAGAGGAAGCAAACACCUCUUAUCAUCCUUGCCUCAGGCUUCAUUCUUGGCGAAGGAUUCCUGAGUAUUGUGAACCUUCUACUGCAGGGCCUAGAUGUACCUCAUUUGUGA
Fusarium coffeatum is the source of this 2064-nucleotide messenger RNA. RefSeq lists its product as uncharacterized. Bases 1 to 2064 code for a protein of 687 amino acids. NCBI's taxonomy places the organism in Eukaryota, Fungi, Ascomycota, Sordariomycetes, Hypocreales, Nectriaceae. Gene Ontology annotation, cellular component: fungal-type vacuole membrane. The transcript is spliced from 7 exons. Gene Ontology annotation, molecular function: oligopeptide transmembrane transporter activity. The record is from RefSeq and is a predicted model, not a curated record.